UGGAUUAACAAUACACUCUUUAAUCGCCUUCAUUUAACAGUGGGUUAUUAUCCACCGGACUUAGCGGUGCUAGCCUUCCACAGCUAACAGGAACGCAAAUAACAGUAGCAAUGCAUUAGUGGAAGUGAAUAAUAGAAACCGGUGUGGACAUGCCCGAGACACGCGUCACCUUAGUGAUUCAUGGGAGAUCCUGGCGAGGGGCAUGACUCUGAACACAGAAUACAGCACAGCGGGAUAAUGCUCACUCUGGACUGAAAAAAACCCCAGGAAACACACAUUCAGCAAAGUGAUAUCAAACUUUCACUAAUGGAACAACGAAACUGUGUUUACAAUGGAAAUCGGGUUUAGUGUUUGAAUCAGGCAACCAUUGAUGGAUGUUUCGUGGGAAUUAUUUAAUCUUCAUUGGAAAUGUAUAUUGGAGAUAAACAUAUUUUUUGUACAGUUCUAAUGUUAUAUUAGGAUUUCCGGGAUAAUAUCUUUUUUAUAUCGUCCAUUAUCACGUGUGUGUGAAGCCGGAUACGUGUUUGUCACGCAUCGAUCUCUUUGAGCAUCUGCACCUGAAGGAUAACAGCGCGCACCUAUUGGGCUUGUUGUGAUUAUCCCGCUGACACGCCCACGCCAUGUCUGUUAAAAGAAGCAACAGCAAACAGUUGCGUGACUAUCCCGGGUACUCCGGCAACUUCACACACGUCUUUGACCACGACGACGCAAUGGACAAACCAUACAACAGAAACUGGGAACCUCCAGCUGACUACCAGGAGAGCAUGGACCCGAGCGGCAAGUGGGGGCGAGACAUCACGUUCCACCAGAAAUACUCGCCGCCAUCCAAUGUCGGCUCCGACCAGUACGACUCCGAGGGAAACCCCAAGACCUUCAAACGGGUGCUAACCAGGUUCGCAGGGCGGACUUCCAUGCAAGGGAUUCCCUACAUCCACACAUCCAAGACCUGGUACGCCAAGUUGGUGUGGGUGGUGCUCCUCCUAGGAGCCCUGUGUGUCAUGGGGAUCCACCUCUAUACUCUCAGCUCAUCCUACAUCAUGUUCGAGAAACAGACGAAGGUUCAGCUUGGCUUCCAGAACCUCAAGUUCCCCUCGAUCACCUUCUGCAAUGUGAACCCUGUUAGGUCUUCGAUGAUAUCAAAAGGCAGAAAAGAACUGAAGGACUAUAUAAGGACCAUAAGAGCAGAUGCUGUUGCUUCUUCACUUAAGAACAAAAGGCAGCAGAACAACUUAAACCAGGGUCCAAAUCAGCAACAAUCCCCCGGUCCACGACCACAGCCUGCACCUGGUCGCAGAAAACGCUUCAUUGAUAGCUUUGAAUACAAUUUCACUAACACCAGGAGACAAGAACCACCUGGCUUCAAUUUUUUUUCUGGUCAAACAUCAACCCUCCAAGAUAUCCGCAAAGAAUUUACUCACCUGUUCAGCUCAGAAGAGAGGGCUACGCGGAUCGAGAUGGGCCACUCUAUAUCAGACAUGCUAGUGUCAUGUGCCUUCUCCGGCGUCGUGUGCAACGAGAGUUUUUUUCGGAUCCACCCCACGUCCAUGUAUGGUAAUUGCUACACUCUAGAAAACUCGGCCUUCGUCAGCUUCCGGAGCGGCCCAUCCAAUGGUCUGGAGUUGAUCCUGUUUCUGGAGACUGACGAGCACAUAUCAACAAUUGCUUCCGGUAUAGGGACCCAGUUUCAAAUACACGGCGAGAACACGUGGCCUGACCCGGAAGUGGAUGGGAUGUCAGUUUCAGCUACAAUGGAAACUAGUAUAGGCAUGCGCAUGCUGGAGAUUCACAGGAUGUCUGAUCCCUAUGGCAAGUGUGACGACGGUGCAGUCUUCAAAGCCAAAUAUGGAAAGCAAUAUACCAGGAAGACUUGUGAGACAUUCUGUGUGCACGAGAGAAUCAUUAAUCGAUGUGGUUGCUUUGAUGAACUUAAGGAAACACUGUAUAGAAACAUUAACAGCUCGGAGCCCGGGCGGGACGUUCCUCCAUGCAGGACCAAAACACAAAUGGUGUGCUUACAAGAGAUCGAGUCAAGAUGGGAGACGGGCUUGUUCCAGUGUAAUUGCUUCAACCCAUGCCAAGAGAGAUUGUACGAGAAAAAUACGCACAGCCGCACGUGGCCUUCAGAUGCGUAUGCUAAUUUGCUGGUUCAAUACUUGUGUAACAACAAGAACGAAACCGAGUGUGAACGUUUUGAGAAGAUGUCGUAUCGGGAUCUCAGUCGAAACUUCAUGAAGGUGAACAUUUUCUUUGAUGACUUAAACUACGAAAACAUCACAGAAAUACCAUCUUAUGAGGAUGUUCAAUUUUAUUCCGACAUCGGAGGAACAGUUGGCUUGUGGGUCGGCCUCUCGGUAUUGAGCCUUGCUGAAGUUGCCCAAUUUCUGUGGGAAAUAAUCCAAUACCUUUUGUGUUGGCGCCGACGGAAGACGCAGAAAACAGAAGAGAUUGAUGACAGGUCGAACUGGGACGCCCGGAUGCAGAUGCGUGUACCUCAGCCGAUUAAUAGACUGUCAGGCAGGGACAGAGACAAUGGCCUAUACUGAGGACGACGUGGCAGGACAAUUGUCAGUUCGUGAGCGAGUGAAUCAUACAUGGGUGAACGUUACAUACAGCAUACAAUCCUAUCACAGCAGUAUGUACUUAAUCGGUUGGACCAUGCAACUAAGUGGAUGAUAUCAUAAUCAGCAGUAAGGCAGGUCUCGAAGUUACACUGUUCCUAACUUUAGUUGAAUCUUGCAAUGUAAAUGUAGCACGGCUGACCUAUUCCGCCCCGAUAUACAAACAGGAACUCGUUCCAAAUAGGGUAAUGCAGUUUGUUAAACUCGGAGAAAACCAACGGGUUAAGUCUGAUCCACGGAUUCCGGAGAUACCUGCUCAGACGAAAUCUCCUCAAGAGUUCCCAGAUGACCAACCGCCGAAAUCUUGAGGAAUCUUGGCCAUUCCAAAAGACACCUCUGAUGGUAAUCACGGGCCUAUUCUGUCCUGGAUUUGUCACGAGGAAAAUGUGAAGUGGAUAUGCCAGCAUGUCAGCUCUACAUGGUUAUGGACUAGACAUCUCUAGUCUAUCUGUGUGACAAACAUCGACACUGACAGUUUACGCCUGUAUUUCAACAGGAAUACGUUGGGGUGCAACUUUGUGACACAUGUUGUAACAGUCAUGUUUGUGGGCCGACGUUACAUUGACGCCCAUUAAUGUGUACCGCAAAAGUACCGCGCCAAGUAAAUUCGUUCGAAUUUUCGAUUUACGAAUCUUUGGCACAUCAUGUAUCUUGUAUUUAUAUAUAUUUUGUGUUAUUUUCAAAUUAUAUAUGUUACAUUCGACGUG
This is a messenger RNA of Haliotis rufescens (red abalone), 3325 nucleotides long. RefSeq names its product degenerin del-1-like. Gene Ontology annotation, cellular component: membrane. Gene Ontology annotation, molecular function: ligand-gated sodium channel activity. Bases 621 to 2543 code for a protein of 640 amino acids. Gene Ontology annotation, biological process: sodium ion transmembrane transport. The transcript is spliced from 13 exons. NCBI's taxonomy places the organism in Eukaryota, Metazoa, Mollusca, Gastropoda, Lepetellida, Haliotidae. The record is from RefSeq and is a predicted model, not a curated record.